AUGUCAUUGUUCAAAAGCACAGUUGGUUAUAUCAUCAAUUUGACCCAGAAACGUAAUGCUACAAAAAGAGCUUCAGGUUCUAGAACUAAUAAAAAUGACUCAGCUGGUAGAAGAUUGGGUCCUAAAGUACACGAGAGUAACUUUGUCAAUCCAGGUCAGAUUAUAAUGAGACAAAGGGGAACAAAGAUUCAUCCAGGUGAGAAUACUGGUAUUGGUAAAGACCAUACCAUUUUUGCUUUAGAGCCUGGUUACGUGAGGUUUUACUAUGAUCCUUUCCACCCAUUAAGAAAAUAUGUUGGAAUUGCAUUGAAAGAAGACUUAACACUUCCAACUCCUCAUUUUAGUCCUCGUGUCAGAAGGUUUGGCUAUGUGGAGAUCAGCGAUCCUGUUGAAGCGAAAACUGAGGAAAGCCGCAUGUCGAGACAAGAAUACUUACAACAACCAGAGUUACAAAAGAUUCAAGCUAGAAACUUGGCCAAAGAUCAGGAGUUAAUUAAAAGAAUCACAGAGCAAAUAUCAACUUUUUUAAAGCUAAAUGAUGCUGAGAAAAUUGAAACAAUCUCAAGCACUUUGUUACAUGUCCACAAGUUGACAAAAUUAGGUCUUUCAGUGGAGGAAGCCAACUUGCAGACCAAGUUCAACUACCUCUAUGAGCUUAAAUUGCGUUUGAGAAGAGGUGAAAUAGAAGAAGGUUACUUCUCUGAAUUAAAGGACAAGUACAUUGCUUUAGUCGAUUUGGUGAACAGCAAGAUUACCAUAGAUAUCAAUGGUGGUUUGUGUCAGUAUUUGUCUCCAGAACAACGCUCUGGUGAAAGAAUCAACAUUAUUUCCAGAUUAAAUAACUUCAAAGACAAGUUGAUUUCCCAAUCGGAUCAACAAGUUAUCAAAGAUUUGAUCAAGGCCCCUCUAAUUUUCACAAAAGUUGAACAAGCGUCUUUGGAAAAGGAAUUCUUACCAUCAAUUUUACCAGAAACUGUAGAGGGGACUGUGGUUACCGAUGUCAAUACAAAGAAGGUACCUAAAAAUAUGUUUAUUGUCAAGAAGUUUGACAAUGAUACUAGACAGGUCAAAGUCAUUGGAAGAACAAGGGAAGCAUUCUUAAAAUAACGAUCAUUGUAAAUAUAACAUUUGUACAUAGACUCAGUAUAACAUUACCUAAA
Molecule: messenger RNA, 1160 nt
Organism: Yamadazyma tenuis ATCC 10573
Lineage: Eukaryota; Fungi; Ascomycota; Pichiomycetes; Serinales; Debaryomycetaceae
Source: RefSeq, a predicted model, not a curated record